UCGACUCUCUCCUCCUCCCUUCUUUCCACUGACAGAUUUUCCUCCUCAUUUUUGAGCUGCCCGUGCUUUUUCCCCUUCCACCACUUGUCCUUUCACACCUUCUCCUCGCCGCAGGCUGCGUGAACAGACCGUUUUCUGCUUCUUUCUUUGCUUUUCUGCUGCGCCGGUACAUCAGCCUGUGCUGUCUCUUCUUUUUUUCCCCCUCCUACUCCUCCUCCUGCCGGUGGAAGCCCAGUUUUUUCUCCCUGCCGGGCUUUAGGGAACCAUGACCACCGCCAAGGAGGGCAGCGCGCCGUCAAAGGCGGCUCCGCAGCAGGACCAGGAGCUGGUGGGCAGUAACCCUCCGCAGAGGAACUGGAAGGGAAUAGCGAUCGCCCUCCUUGUCAUUCUGGUCAUCUGCUCGCUGAUCGUCACCUCCGUCAUCCUGUUGACACCAGGUGAGGACGACCGUCUGGCUCUGAAGGGCAAAGUGACAGUUGGGGAUCUCUUCAGGAAAGACUUCAAGGUUCAUGACCCAAAUGCUAAAUGGAUAAGUGGUAACGAACUGUUAUACCGAAACCGGGACGGUGAUGUCAUCAAGUUCAACGUUGACACUAAUGAGCAGACCAUCUUGGUGCAUAACAAGAAAUUUGAAAUGUACAAAGCCAGCAAGUACGAGGUGUCGCCUGACUUGAAGCAUGUGCUGCUGGCCUACAACGUUGCACCGGUGUACCAGCAUUCCUACACGGCCUUCUACAUCAUCUGCAGUCUGGAAACUCCGGAGACGUGGAACCUGAACCCUCCGGAGGUGCGAAACGCUCAGCUGCAGUACGCGGGCUGGGGGCCCCAGGAUCAGCAACUGAUCUUCAUUUUUGAGAACAACAUCUACUAUCGGUCGAAAGUGGAGAGCCGCUCCAUUCGUCUGGUGUCAACCGGGAAAGAAGGCGUCAUCUUCAACGGGCUCAGCGAUUGGCUGUAUGAAGAGGAGAUUUUCCACUCCCACAUGGCCCAUUGGUGGUCUCCGGAUGGCGCCAGGCUCGCAUAUGCCACCAUCAAUGACACCCUGGUGCCCAAGAUGGAGCUUCCCAUGUUCACAGGGACACCGUACCCGAUAGGGAAAGAAUAUCAUUAUCCUAAGGCUGGUGAGGAGAACCCAGUCAUCACUCUGUACGUUGUGAACCUGAACGGACCUCUGCACACCAUCGAGAUGAGGAGACCUGAUGAUCCCAGGAUUGGUGAGUACUACGUGACCAUGGUGAAGUGGGCCACCACCACCAAGCUGGCCAUCAACUGGCUGAACCGAGCGCAGAACAUCUCCGUGCUCACGCUGUGCGAGGCCACGACGGGAGUCUGUACCAAGAAACACGAGGACGAGAGCGAAGGGUGGCUUUACAGGCAGAACGAGGAGCCCCUGUUCUCCAAAGACGGCCACAAGCUUUUCUUCACCCGAGCCAUUCCCCAAGGAGGCCGGGGCAAGUUCUUCCACAUCUCCAUGUCCAUAUCCCAGCCCAACACCAGCACGGACACACUACAGUCCAUCACGUCCGGAGACUGGGACGUCACUCAAGUCCUGGCCUACCACGAGGACAGCCAUCUGAUAUACUUCUUGAGUACUGAGGACGGCCCCAAGCGAAGGCAUCUGUACAGCGCUGACACAUUUGGAUCAUUCAACCGGCGCUGCCUGUCGUGCGGCCUGUCUGACAGCUGCGGCUACAUCAGCGGCUCCUUCAGCCACAACAUGAGCUACUUCCUGCUGAGCUGUCAAGGGCCAGACAUUCCCUUCGUGGCCAUUUACAAGACGCAAAGAGAUGCAGAAAGUGAGACUCAAGACAGAGAAAAUAUUUCUGAAGUGUACAAACUGGAGAGCAGUGAGAACCUGAGGCAGACGCUGGACUCCAUGCAGAUGCCCACGGUGGAGUACAAGGAGAUCAACAUGGACGAUUACAGCUUGUCCAUGCAGAUCCUGAAACCUGCCGGCUUCAUGGACACGGCGCACUAUCCCCUGCUCCUGCUCAUUGGUGGGACCCCCGGGGGGCAGACGGUUUCAGAGCAGUUCUUCAUGGACUGGGCCACGGUCCUGGUGAGCAGCUUCGGCGCCAUCGUGGUGCGCUGCGACGGGCGAGGAAGCGGCUUCCAGGGAACCAACCUGCUGCACCGGAUCCAGAAGAAGCUGGGCGUGUUCGAAGAGCAGGACCAGAAGGACGCGCUCAAUUUUAUUCUGAAAGAGCCAUAUGUGGACAAAACCCGAGUUGGAGCGUUUGGACAGGUAUACGGGGGCUACGUGACCAGCCUGCUGGUCAGCGGCGAGGAGUCUCCCGUAAAGUGUGGAGCCGUGCUCUCCCCCAUCACUGACUUUGAAUUAUACGCCUCGGCUUUUUCGGAGAGAUAUCUGGGGCUGCCCAAAGGUGGUCCGAGGACGUACACGGUGGCAAAUUUAGCUCACAGAGCGUCCCAGUUCAUGGAUAAGAAGUUCCUCAUCAUCCACCCGACAGCUGACGAGAAAGUUCAUUUCCAGCACACGGCGAAAUUCAUCUCCCAGCUCAUCAGUGAAAAGGCCAACUACACUUUACAGAUCUACCCAGACGAAGGCCACUACAUCCACAGCGAGGCCACACGGCAGCACCUCAGCCAGUCGCUGGUCAACUUCUUCGAGGAAUGUUUCAGGCUACCAGAGCGAGUGUUUGAGGAGGCUCUGGAAGAGGAGCUGGAAGAUGAGGGUUAAAUGGAUCUGGAAGGGCUCCCGAGUCCCACAUCCUCCCCUCCCACCCGGUCAUCUUCCCGCCGUCCCUCCGUCCCUC
Messenger RNA from Cololabis saira (Pacific saury), 2777 nucleotides. Its product is annotated as dipeptidyl aminopeptidase-like protein 6. Gene Ontology annotation, biological process: proteolysis. The coding region runs from base 266 to 2701 and encodes 811 amino acids. The transcript has 26 exons. NCBI's taxonomy places the organism in Eukaryota, Metazoa, Chordata, Actinopteri, Beloniformes, Belonidae. The record is from RefSeq and is a predicted model, not a curated record. Gene Ontology annotation, molecular function: serine-type peptidase activity; dipeptidyl-peptidase activity.